This is a messenger RNA of Plasmodium gonderi, 1338 nucleotides long. Its product is annotated as 5'-3' exonuclease, N-terminal resolvase-like domain. Lineage: Eukaryota; Apicomplexa; Aconoidasida; Haemosporida; Plasmodiidae. Gene Ontology annotation, biological process: DNA replication, Okazaki fragment processing. The record is from RefSeq and is a predicted model, not a curated record. Gene Ontology annotation, molecular function: 5'-flap endonuclease activity; DNA binding. The transcript has a single exon. The coding region runs from base 1 to 1338 and encodes 445 amino acids.
AUGAAUAGGUCAUUUUGGGCCACUAUAAUUCUUUCCAUUAAUUUCUUCAUAUUAUGGGGAGGCAGCAACAAUAGCAAUAGUAAGCUUAAGUUAAACACUGAGGGUAAUAAUAGGAAUGUUGGCAUACGAAGAUGCAGAAAAAUGAAGAGAAAUUUCAAUUAUAUAUCUUCUGGAGAAAAAGAAAUAAACUUAUUGUAUAAAUGUGUAUAUAGAAAGAAAAUAUACAACUUGGACAUAAACCUACACAUAGAGGAAAACAAAAAAUAUAUAAAAAAAAAUCAUACUUUUAAAAGUGUUGUAACACUACUUGCUAGAGGAAGAAAAAAUGGAAUAGAAACACAAAGGGAAAGUAAUAUCCAAAAUGAUUUCGAAACCUUUUUAAUUAUAGAUGGAUCUUCCAUUUUGUUUAAAAAUUUUUUCGGGAUGCCACAUUUAAAAAAUGAUAAUGAAAUAAACCUAAGUACAAUAUAUGGGUUUAUCCAAUCCUUAAAUAAAAUGUACAAUUUAUUUUCUCCCUCUUACAUUUUAAUAGUUUUUGAUUCUAAGACAUCCAAUGAUGAAAAGAAAAAAAUUUAUGCAAAAUAUAAACUCAUGAGAAAAAAAAAUCCAGAUGAAUUAUAUGAACAGCUCAAACUUGUAAGCGACUUCUGUGACCUCAUUGGGAUAAAAACUAUUACAGCAACAGAUGUAGAGAGUGAUAACUAUAUUGCUGGUGUAGUAGAUUCCAUUAGUAACACCAUUAUGAUGGGGGAAAGCGUGUCUCAUCGUGUAUUUCAAAAUGGAGAAGGAGAAGGUGACGAAGAAAACAGAUCGCGAAAGGAAUUUCGAGUGAUCAUCGUUUCAAGUGACAAAGAUCUUUUACAACUCCUAGAGUACAAUAACGAUGAACACAACAACAUGAAUAUAUCCAUAUGCCAACCGAAUAAAAAAUAUAGAUUAGUUGAUGCUAACGCAUUCUUUCAGGAAUAUAAUUUAUUACCGUCUCAGUACAGUGACUAUCUUAUAAUGGUUGGAGAUAAAACUGAUGGAAUUUCAGGAAUUCCAAAUAUAGGCGAUAAAAUUAGUAAGCAUUUACUCAAAGAAUUUUACAGCAUUGAUAAUAUUUUAAGGAAUUUACAUAAAAUUCCAACCAGAUUGCAUGCCAUAUUUCUCAACAAUAUAGAAAAUAUUAACACGUUCAGAAAACUUAUUAAGUUAAAGUGUGAAACGAAGCAACCGAUAGUAUUAAAUGACUAUAGACAAGGUAGUAUAAAGGAUUUCAACCGUUUUCAAAAUAUUGUAGACAAAUAUUCUCUUCACAAAUUGAUAAAAAAAACUGUUAUCGUGAAUUACAAAUAA